CAGGCGCAGGCGCGGCGGGCAGCCGGGGGCCUGGAUCCCGGUGGCGCGAUCGCCGAGCGGACUCCGCGGCGAUGCUGUGGCCGCGCCUGGCGGCCGAGUGGGCGGCGCUGGCCUGGGAGCUGCUGGGCGCGUCGGUUCUGCUGCUGGCGGUGCGCUGGCUGGUGCGGCAGCUGGACAAGCGCGGCCUCCGCCCUCCGCCCGCGCCGCCGGCCCUCCGCCCAGGCCUACAUGAAAUGACAAUGGACACCAUCUUGGCUCGACUGAAACUCCUGAAACCAGAUGACCUUAGAGAAGAGAUUGUCAAAGCCGGACUGAAAUGUGGACCCAUCACGUCAACCACAAGGUUCAUUUUUGAGAAAAAGUUGGCUCAGGCUUUGCUAGCACACGGAGCUGACCAUCAUGCAGCGACUGCUACAGCUCUCAGCCAGGACUCACAGAGGACUUUGCAGUCUGCUGCAGGAAGGUUGGCUGAGCAGGCUGGCUUUCCUGAAGACAGAGAUUUUGGCUAUAGUGUGGGCUUGAACCCUCCAGUGGAAGAUGCCGUAAUGUCUAGCACUUGCUCGAUGCCCUUCAGUGCCACGACUGGGACUGGUGGCCACAAGGCCUCCGUGAGGGCCUCUACAGAGCCACCUCUGUACUACGGUGUGUGCCCAGCAUAUGAAGACACCCCAGUGAGAAACGAAAGGAUUCAUGUUUAUGAAGAUAAAAAAGAAGCAUUACAAGCUGUCAAGAUGAUCAAAGGAUCUCGAUUUAAAGCUUUUACGAACAGAGAAGAUGCUGAGAGAUUUGCUAAAGGAAUCUGUGACUAUGUCCCAUCUCCAAACAAAUCCUCUCUACCACCUUCUCCUGUGAAAACAGAACCCCUCUGUAACAGUGCUAGGUUAAAAGCCACAGACGGCUUGUACUUACCAGAGUCAGAAACGGUAAAUAAGGAGAGAGCCAACAGUUAUAAAAAUCCUCGAACACAAGACCUCACUUCCAAACUUCGAAAAGCUGUAGAGAAGGGAGAAAAAGACACCUUCUGUGAACUAGUCUGGAGUAACCCCCGGUACCUGAUCGGUUCGGGGGAUAACCCAACCAUCGUCCAGGAAGGAUGUCGGUACAAUGUCAUGCACGUUGCUGCUAAAGAAAACCAGGCUUCCAUCUGCCAGCUGGUCCUGGAGACUCUGGAAAACAUGGAGUUUAUGCGGCUGAUGUACCCAGAUGACAGCACACGCAUGUUGCAGAAACGCACCUCCUACAUCGUCGACCUGUACCUGAACACACCUGACAAAGUGGGCUAUGACACACCGUUGCAUUUUGCUUGUAAGUUUGGGAAUGCAGAUGUUGUCAAUGUGCUUUCUUCACAUCCUUUGAUAGUGAAAGACCCAAGAAAUAAAUUUGAUAAAACUCCUGAAAAUGUUAUUUGUGAAAGAAGCAAAAAUAAAUCUGUGGAACUGAAAGAGUGGAUAAGAGAACUCUUGAUGGGCCACUACUAUGUUCCUCUCCUGAGAGCAGAAGACUCGCCUCCGGUCAUCGGGGAGCUGUGGUCUGCAGACCAGACAGCCGCGGACUCUCCCGUCUGCCACAGAGCAGGCAGCCCCCGAGACCCUGCCCCCACCCUGCGAGCCUACGUGGGGCCGCUGAACCCCUCCAAGGCAGAAAACUUUCGCAGACUCUGGAAAACACCGCCACGAGAGAAAGCAGGCUUCUUUCACAACGUCAGGAAGUCAGAUCCCGACAGAGGCCUGGAGAGAGUGGGCAGGGACCUGGCUCAUGAGCUGAAGUACCCUUGGGCUGAAUACUGGGACUUCCUGGACUGUUUUGUUGACCUCUCCUCCCAGGAGGGCCUACAGACACUAGAAGACUAUCUGCAACAGCUGCAAGCAGGCAGAAAAGCCCAGCUAGAAACUGGAGAAAAUGAAGCUGUGCAUCAAGAAGAAUUCAGCCGUCCUGGGAACAGCAGCAACUCCAUCUCUGUGGGUGCAUUUCUUGAUGAAGAUGAAGACUUGACCUCGGAAGAGAUCAAAAACCGGCAGAACACGGCUCGGAGCAGCACCCAGAGCGCAGUAAGCGCUGUUGGAGACUCCGGGUGCGGCAUCCUCCCCCUGGAGCAGGAGAGGGGUGUCGUCCGAGGCUCAGCCCCAGCCCGUCCCCAGCACAGCCGGAACGGGCUCUGCAGUCAGGUGCUGGCUGGGAGAAGAACUCAGGCCACCGGUGCAGAGGGAGCCAUGCUGGUGCCCAUCUCCAGUCUGACUGUUGAGUUUGAUAAGAUGAGCUUUUCCGAGACUCCCAGUAAGAACACGGAGGCCAGAGAGAUGCUGGUGCCAGGCCCAGAAAGCGUGGACACUGACCUAGAAUCACCAGACACCGCGGACACGCUCAGGGCUAGGCGGACACAGGCGGAGAGCGACAUGUCCACUGCGGCUGCUGGGCUGAGCCUGGAGCCCACUGGUGACGGCCAAGAACUCCAGCGGGGUGGUGGUUCUGCCCCCUCGGAGCCCGCAGGGCUGCCAGCCACAAGGGGGCCUGUCCAGAGGCUCUUCCUCCUGGGAGAGGAGCCGUCCAAGCUGGACCGGGACGUCCUGGCCGCGCUGGAGGGUGUGGAAGUGGACCCCCGCCUGCACCCCACCGUGCACAGCUGGAGGGCCGCUGUGCUUUGCUUCUCGCCGGCCGCCAGGCAGAGCUGGCCGAGUCCUGCGCUGAAGGGGAGGUGGAAGUCUCAGCUGGCCAACGCCGGAUGCUUACGUGGCUGCAGCCUGGGGAGCGGCAGUCCUGGAAGGGCCAGCACCGUCUUCCUGCCCAGCAGGGGCAGCCCCAGCCGCUACAGCCCAGCACAUGGCAGCCCCCUCCACAGGCUGGUGCUCCUGGCACAGCCCACCAGCCUAUAAAACUGCACUUCACCCCCAUUUCUAAGGAGAAAAGGGCCAUGUUUGUUCCAGGAUUGUAUGAAAGACGACGCCAGUUAACUUUCAGCCCUCGCUUUGAGAGUGAACAAAUUUUAGAAAAUGCUAAUGUUCUGUAUAUAAAGUCUGUUGUUUGGAGAGCUGAUGAAAGCAAGGAUCCGGAUUUUCUGAGGACUCUGGUAAGGACAUGCCCAGCUGCUAGGGGGCAUGCCAGAUGCCGUUCUUGGAGGAUGGGUUAGCACCGUCUUUUCUAAGGGAGGGUCCUCUGACUUCUCAGUGGUAGACUACCCUCUGCCAUUUCCUGGUGGUCGGGUGGGCUGGCGCCCGCCCAGAAACACACAGGCUAUGGCCACGUCUUAGGCUCGAAGUGAACCCGAUACGGGCCAUUAAAGUGCUGAUUAGGGAGAUGCUACUAGCAUUCUCUCGGGAACUGUCUCUGGCAGUUGGAGUUGGUGGGCACUCAGAACUUGCAGCAGUCAGAUGCUAUUCUUUGCCCAGCUCUGGAGCCCUUCAUGUCCUUGGCAGUGUGGUGGUGAUGAGUGGUGUAUGAACACACCUAGGUUCACAGUGGAUCCCGCGGUUUAGGUUCACUUCAGUUGGAGUUCCCAUUAUAAAAGGGCAUUGUGUCCCGGCACAGAAAUCAUUUCUUUCUGAGGGGUGUGCCUCAGUCUAGCCACUGCUCAGCAAACCACCCCCCCCCCCCAUCUCCAGCAUGGAGGUCUCUAGCCCAUCGCUGCCACAGGCACCAUUGUGUGGACAUACCACGUUCACUCCAAGCAAAACCAGUUACUGAUGCUUUUGCUAACUUCAGUGCCUUCUGUAAUUUAAUUUUUUUUUUUUCCUAAGCUUGCUUUUUGAGAAUGUUCACUGAGUGGGGGUGAGCUUUUUAAUUGUUUGUAAAAAUUCUAAGUUGAAAUUUGUAUUUUAAAAAAAGCGUAUUGGUUUCAUGAGAUAACAAGACAUGUUAGGAAUAUUGGAAUCAGCAUUUAUAUUUUAAUUCAAAGAAGGCUAUUACAUAGGGUAUUUGCAGACAAUCUCUAAGAAAGUUACAUUUUAAAAGGCAUCUUUCUUCUCAAAAGAAGUCAAACACAGAGACUAUAUCGUGGCAUUUUCUCAUCUUACCACAAUACCCUGUGAGUAUCGUCAGUGUUCAGACGGAUAUUAAAAGUUCCUGCAGUUCUGCAGCC
Erinaceus europaeus (western European hedgehog) is the source of this 4072-nucleotide messenger RNA. It is a transcript of the gene ANKLE2, whose product is annotated as ankyrin repeat and LEM domain containing 2. The record is from RefSeq and is a predicted model, not a curated record. Gene Ontology annotation, cellular component: endoplasmic reticulum. Gene Ontology annotation, molecular function: protein phosphatase 2A binding. The transcript is spliced from 13 exons. NCBI's taxonomy places the organism in Eukaryota, Metazoa, Chordata, Mammalia, Eulipotyphla, Erinaceidae. Gene Ontology annotation, biological process: negative regulation of phosphorylation. The coding region runs from base 72 to 2870 and encodes 932 amino acids.